AUGGCCUUAGUCCACACAAGUUAUUACGCGCAUCCGUUGGAAAACUCGCGACUUUCGCAGCGCGAACUUCUGGCGCGCAUUUUCGGCUACCCAGACCGGGAAACCGAAGACGAGCCCAUGGAGGUUGAAGAAUGCGUCAGUGAUUCAGGAUCGGACCAUGAAAUGGACGAACAUCAUAAAGGUAUGAUUUCUUAGUUGUGUUCAUGGAUAGUUUUAUAACAACCAAAAGCUGGUCGCGGAGGUUUUGGAUCGAAAAGUAGAACGUGGAUCUUUGCAUGCAUGGCAUGAAAGCAAACAUGGGGUAAUGAAAAUUAAAUAUGCCGAACGUGGCGUUUUUGUCCGUUUCAUUCUUCACUAUCCAAAUCUUUUUUGUGUGUGUACGUACAUUAUUUUGGCCUCUCAGUUGAAGCACAAAUGAUUGAGUGUAUUUUAAUUGAGCUUUAUACAGCGCUCUUCUCGAGGAAAACGAACUUUGUACCGUCACAAACACGAAACGACAAGAUUUGCAUAUGCAAGCUAAAAGGCUAUAUAUGUAAAAAAAAAAAACAGCUGCUUCCCUCAAAGAUCGUUUCAAUAUAGAAUUAGAAAAGCCCGUAAAAUUCUUUUAAAGCAAGAGUUUUUUUAAAGGUUUUUUCGUAUUUUCGUAGUAAAUUUUCCCUUGUGUAAAAAGAAGAAAACAGUUUUCCAUGCAGUUUCCUGUCCGGUCGGCAUGAAAACGCUGAAUUGUGCAUGUUUUCUCUUGUCGUUCGUGCUGCAGCUUUGGAAAUGAUAUUGUUCAAUUACCACAUUUUAUUCCUUCACGUGAUCGUCUUGUGGCAAUAUAUGCUUUCCAGUUUCGUGCCAAAAAACGUAAAAUUUCGUUUUCUUCGGUGCGUGCACUGAAAACUCUUUGGGCGAGGUUCGUGACGACCAGCUUGUUAUUAGAAGUGGAUUUUUACCGGCUUCUGUCGAUAUGCGUAAUCCGCUCUGACAAUCAUAACACAUAAUCCUUUAAUACAAAUUUAUAGAUAUGUCAAUAUUAAUGGUCUUCGCAUUGAGUCGCUCAGAAAGCCGAAAUUUUGAAUUUCUUUGCGGCUUGGUUCAGCUGAAUUUUAAAUUUUUGACAUAUUUUUGAUCCAAGAAAAUAAUUUUUUAUUGGUACGCUUGGAGUGUUUUACUGAUGUGUAAUCUACCGGCACUAGCUUGAAAACAGCCACUCAACAAAAAUGUGAAGAUUUGAGAUAUUUGAAAUGGCUAUAUUUUAUUGCUUGUUUUCAAUAUUAUUAUAAAAUGUCCUCGCCCUCUCAGAGGGGUACAAAAUAAAUGUUCCCAGUCUGAAUUUAAAAACCAGUCAUUUGGCAUUCCGAGGAGAAAGCCAUGUUCCUGUCAGUAUAUUACUGUUGUGUUUGUUUCGAUAACCCGGGGCUAGUGGAUUUUGUUUUUUGGCUAGUGAAUUUGGUUCUUAACACUCAACGGGCAAGUGCCAUUUUUGGGGCAAUUCAAAUGGAUUGUAAACAAUCCUGCUAAUCAAAAAGGGUUUUGGAGCUAAUUGAAAUGACUUAUGGGCUAGUAUGUGCUAGCUACAGCUUGCCCGAAUUGCAGGCUGUAAAACUGACUUUCUUUGCACCCUGCUUAAGCAACAAGAACAUUGACAUCCUGGAUGUCAAAAAUGGCAACCGGAAGUUGAUAUUUUCUCUCUUUUAGUGUUGACUCGACAAAUUCGUACAUUGGGAGUUAAAACAAAGACUGUUAAAUUCGUUGUGUGAGAUAAAAGUGUUCCAUCAAGCGAGACAUCGAACUUCCGGUUGCUAUUCAUAAUGUCUGGAAUGUCAGCGUUCUCGUUGCUUAAGCUCACGGUGUAAUUUGUCAAUGUUGCUGCUUCAAGGCCAUGUCACCUGUAGGGAUUUUACCCUUACUGGGCCUGUAUUAUCGAGGACAUCUGUCUGAAGGUAUUCCUGGAGACUAUUCUUUUUUUACCACAGAUCUGCUUGUUUCAUGGCUUUGUAAAAAAAACCCUCAAAUUUAACCACACUUUCAUAUAUUUAACGUUAUUUAGCAUUGACACCAGGAGAAGGGAAAAAUUUUUGAUGGAAUGAAGGAAUUUCUUAAAUUUGAUGUUUAAAUAAGCUUGCGUGGUCAAGACUUUACAGUUUUACCUUUUUUCAAUAGAACUGAGGGAGAAAAGAAAUAACCUAAUGGGCAAAUGAUCCAAAACCAGCUCGCCACCCCUAGGAUAAAGACUGUUAAGGCACUGUGUUGAUAACAGAAAAAUCAAAGUUAAGGCCUGGCAUAUUAUUAUAUUUCAGCUGCACAUGGGAGAUGUACAGUUAAACGCACUUGUUGGCCUUGAUUACCAACUUGAAGGAAGAGGUACAGUUCGCGCAAGUCUUGAUGAAAAAGGAAGUGUUUUUGAGGUAUUGAGGUAAAGUGCAUACAAUCCUGAACUGACUUUGUUGUUAAAUGUCAGUGUUGUGGUUGUGUUCAUUCAUAUUGUUUGUGCAGUGUUCCUGGGUACUGUCUUGUAAGUUUUCUGUGUUUCUGUCAUUUUACACAUUCAUAGAAUCCUUUAGCUUCAUUUGCCAUUGUAUUGGCUGCAGCUAUUUGGCAAAAUAAUUAAAUUGGACUAGCCAACCAACUUAAUUCUGCCAGAAUUUUUUUGAAGAGUAAAAUUGAUAUUUCCAUUAUUUGUUUUGGCAACCUGUUGAUACACACAGUCCAUACAGCGGCAACUAAGAUAAGUGGUUGUUCUUCCUUCUCCAGUUGAGACUUUUACAAGUCUUGAUAAAAAAGGAAGAUAGGCCUCAAACUUAGGUAUAACUUGUAUGGUAUGAGAUGCUCAAAUUUAAUAAUUUUGUUCGUUAAGUUCUUUUGUUCCAGUUUGGUUUUUGAUAUGUUGACGCAUGAUAACAAGUUAAAAACAAAUUGUAUGAAAAUGUAAAUUAUGCUUAUUGAUUAUGUAAAAUUAAUCUCUUAUAUAUUGCUCUUUACUGUUAUGUGUUGUGCCUUCAUAUUAUUAUCCUAGUACUUUUCAACUUGAAAUUGUAAUCAAACUAUUGCCAUAGAAAUGCUAAAUACUGUAGAGUUUGUUACUUGUUUCACAAGCAUGAAAAGGUUUAGGAAAUUGUAGCCGCUUAAAAAAAAAUUAUUUAAAUUAAACUUAUUACUUAUACUGACGUUGACUUAUUGUAGUAUUGACUUAAGAGAAUAGUUUGGAUGCUGUCCUGUUUGUUUGCAAAGAUGUGUUUAAGGAAUUGACAUUAAUAAGUUCGAGCUUAUUCCAUACAGCCGUUUAGUUGAUAGAACUGGCUGUUGUGCCUGUAGAAUAAAGCUUAAUUUCCCUUUGUGCUACAUUAUUUUGCAGAUUGUGAAUGGAAAUGGGACCCUGAAACACUUUCGUCAUCAGUAUGCCUCACAAGAGGCAAUAAAGAGGUGCUCUUUCACCCAGAUUACAGCUGUGGAACUGCGGCAGCUAAAGGCUCGCAGCCCCUUACACCAGGGGGAGAAUACUAUUGGGAGAUUAAGAUGACCAGUGCUGUCUAUGGUACAGACAUGGUAGGUGACCUGUGACAGAUUGUUUUAAAACCAUCUGACAGAGACAGAAACAGACAGAUUAAACGGACAUGGUAGUCAGUUCUGGAUCUGGUUAUUAUUUACCAAAGUGACUCUUACAAGACCUGCUACAAUCAAGACAACUAGCUGGCACCGUUUGUUUGGUGGGCUCUUGCUUUCACCCUGCAACUCCAUUAUUACCCUGAUAAAGUGACUUUCUUUGUUGGACAACUCCACAGUAAUCAGGACAGUGACAAAUGUGUUGUACCGUACAGACUGACCUACCCUGUUGACGUUGACAAACUUGAUGCACCUAACACAGAAUGCUUGCAAUAAUGACAUUCGCUCUCGACAAGCUACAUUCUUCAAACAGUGAUGCUCUUUGCGCUGUACAGACUUACAGUUGACAGAGGAACUAGACAUUGUAUCCUUUAUUUCUUCAUAAGAUUCUGCACUUAUUAAGACAUCUCCUUUUUGUAAUCCAGGGGAAGCCAGGCUAUUGCUUAGUAUACGUUUUUUUAGAGAUAUUUAGCUCCACAGAGACUUUCAAAAAAGUAGUAAAUAAUAUGAAGAGUUGUUUUCUCAUUAGUCAACGUUUCGUAUCCAAAUAUCCAUCAUGGUAGUGAUUUCUGUUGUUUUUUGCUGGGAAUUAAGAUUUGUAUCUUUUGACUGAUACAGAAUUUGGACAUAAAUGACAUACCAUACAACUAGGUGACUGCAUUUACAUGGAUCUGUAUGUGAAUAUAGUUAAUUCAUUAAUUUUUUUAUGCAUUUUAACCAGAUGUUGGGAGUAUGCACAAGAGACAUGGACAUCACUCAGUAUAAAACCUCCUUUUGUAGCCUUAUUGGCAAGGACAGUAACAGUUGGGGGUUAUCCUACAUUGGAAAUUUUCAUCAUAAAGGAAAAUCCCAUAACUAUACUUCAAGAUUUGACCAUGAUUCAGUAAUUGGUAUCCAUUUGGAUGCCUGGCAUGGCAAGUUAUCUUUCUUUAAAGACAAUGAGCCACUAGGAGUAGCUGCUUCAAACCUUACUGGCAAAACCCUAUUUCCUGUUGUUUCUUCAACUGCGGCAAGAACAAAGAUGAAGCUGCAACGCAGUUCUUCCAUGUCUUUUUCCCUACAAUAUCUUUGUUGUGCCACCAUUGGUAAAUGCCUUCCAAAUCUUAAAGCAGUGGAGAGUCUGCCCAUCCCCCCAGGGGUGAGGCGACAUCUUUGUAAUGAACUAGACUGGGUGGUGAAGGUUCAUUUACCAUCAAAAAGGAGCUGA
Porites evermanni is the source of this 4795-nucleotide messenger RNA. NCBI's taxonomy places the organism in Eukaryota, Metazoa, Cnidaria, Anthozoa, Scleractinia, Poritidae. The record is from the annotation of a GenBank genome assembly.